Messenger RNA from Schistocerca cancellata (South American locust), 392 nucleotides. RefSeq lists its product as uncharacterized. The transcript is spliced from 2 exons. Bases 24 to 350 code for a protein of 108 amino acids. The record is from RefSeq and is a predicted model, not a curated record. Lineage: Eukaryota; Metazoa; Arthropoda; Insecta; Orthoptera; Acrididae.
UCGGAGCAGAUGACAUAAGCAGAAUGUCGGUGGCGGCAGAUGUAAAGAACAGCCUGGUAGAGGGCAAAGAGCUCAGCUGUGAAGACCGAACAAUGGCCAUGGAGCCGGUAUUUGAAACUUUGUGCCCCGACAAUAAAAGAACACCCGACCCCGUCAUUGGUCUUAGAGCCAUCUGUAUAAAUGAAGGUCAUGUUGAUGAACUUCGAACGAAGUUCCAAACAACGGGAGUGGUAGACCGAACCGGGGGUAACCUCUUUUGGGAGCGAGCUGAGGUCAAGGUGAACGCGGACCUGAGCCUGGAGCCAAGGUGGCGUGUGGCUCUCGCCCACUCGAAAGGUUGCAGGGAGUGAAAAAUUAAGGUGUUGAAGGAGGCGACGAAAGCGAACUCCAGG